AUGAAGUGGCUACUGUUCUUGGGGGCCCUAAUUGGGCCCAGCAUCUGUGGCCGAGAGAAGUUUUUUGGGGACCAAGUUUUUAGGAUUAAUGCCAGAAAUGGAGACGAGAUCAGCAAACUGAGUCAACUGGUGAAUUCAGACAACUUAAAGCUCAAUGUCUGGAAGUCUCCCUCCACUUUCGGCCGUCCUGUAGAUAUCCUGGUGCCAUCCGUCAGUCUGUUGCCCGUCAAAUCCUUCCUGAGAUCUCAAGGAUUAGAAUUCUCUGUGACCAUUGAAGACCUGCAGGCUCUGUUAGAUCAUGAAGAUGAAGAAAUGCAACAUAACGAAGGGCAAGAACGGAGCAGUAAUAACUUCAACUAUGGGGCCUACCACUCACUAGAAGCUAUUUACCGUGAGAUGGACAGCAUUGCCGAGGAAUUCCCAGAGUUGGUUAGCCGGGAGAAAAUUGGACAUACAUUUGAAAACAGGUCGAUGUACAUCCUAAAGUUCAGCACCGGAGGAGACGGGCGCCGGGCCGCCGUGUGGCUGAAUGCGGGCAUCCAUUCCCGGGAGUGGAUCUCUCAGGCCACCGCCAUCUGGACCGCAAGGAAGAUUGCGUCUGAUUAUGGCAAAGACCCGGUUAUCACCUCCAUUUUGAAGAAAAUGGAUAUUUUCUUGCUGCCUGUGGCCAAUCCCGAUGGAUAUGUGUAUACACAAAACCGAAACCGGAUGUGGAGGAAAACACGCUCCCUGAAUCCAGGCAGCUCCUGUGUUGGGGUUGACCCCAAUAGGAACUGGAACGCUAGUUUUGCAGGUCAGGGAGCCAGCGACAACCCCUGUUCGGAAGUGUACCACGGACCCCACGCCCAUUCAGAGGUGGAAGUGAAGUCGGUGGUCGAUUUGAUCCAGAAGCAUGGGAACUUCAAAUGCUUCAUCGACCUGCACAGCUACUCCCAGCUGCUGAUGUACCCGUACGGCUACACCGCCAAGAAGGCCUCAGACGCCGAUGAGCUGGACAAGGUGGCAAAGCAUGCAGCUGAAGCCCUAGCUUCCCUGUCGGGCACCGAGUACCAAGUGGGGCCCACCAGUACCACUGUCUAUCCAGCGAGCGGGAGCAGCAUCGACUGGGCGUACGACCAGGGCAUCAAGUACGCCUUCACUUUCGAAUUGCGAGAUACCGGGCACUUCGGCUUCCUCCUGCCAGCCAACCAGAUCAUCCCCACGGCGGAGGAGACCUGGCUGGGGCUGAAGGUCAUCCUGGAACAUGUCCGGGACAACCUCUACUAGAGGGUAUCCCUGUGUACUGAGCUGCUCGCCCGCUGAGACCGCUCUUCUAGAAUGUUCCUUCUGUGGAAUCAGAGCGCUCUGACUUCGCCAUGAACUCAGGUCGGACCCUCUCCGGUCCCCCUCCCGGAAGCUCAUCCCUUCCGGUGGGAGCACUUCCACCCCUUCCCGUCUGGAUUCUGCUGUCUGGCGGAGCCGGUUGUAGGUCAGUACUUAACUCGGACAGGCUGUACUAAGCCCUGCUCCUGUUUCUACCUCCUGUUUGAACCAAAGGACGUCUGAGACAGUCCCCUCAUCUGUGUCCUCCAGGGGAGGCUCCCCAAGAGCCUCGGCGUCCUGGCCCUCCUCUCUUAGCCUCCUUCCAGAGGAGACUCAGAGUCUCCUCCCAUUUCUUCUCAAACACAUUUUCCCCGGGGGGUAGAAAAAAAUAAUCAAUCCUGGAGGAUUCACUGCGGCAAGGGCGAGGGGAGUGUCAUCUCCCUGUUCGGUUUUGUGGGUUUUUUUUGCUUUUGGGUCUCACUCUACAGAACGGAGAACCGCUUCCCAUCCCAGGCCCAAGAGACCUUGGAAACCCCCCGUUUGGGUCACUUGCUUCCUGUUAUUAUUUAGUGUAACCAGGACCCCAGAAGGAGAACUCUGCCCCUCCAGGGCUCGCACACCCCGAAACACUCACAAAAGUGUGAUGUGAAGAGCGGGGUUGCUAAAUUACCCCCACAUGUCCCAAUGUGCUCACCUCCACUGUGCCUUUUGAACUCACUUCAAAGAACUCACUUCACUCCACUCACUCGCCCUCAGCGUCCGGGCCCUAAAUCACCAUCGUGGCCUGGAUAAUCUCCGGGCUGGCACUUGCCGCCGUGUGCUCUCCCUUCCCCUGGCUUUUAGUCACCUGGCUUGCUCGCUCUCUCACUCCCUUUUUCUUUCUUCGUGGCCCGGAUAGUUGCUUUCUUUUCUUCUGCAUCUGUGCCUGGAAGCACCAAGGGGGAGGAAGAAUUUAGACAUUGGGCAUCUCUUGUUCCAUUUCUCUUCAGCACGGACCAUC
Molecule: messenger RNA, 2302 nt
Organism: Sorex araneus (European shrew)
Lineage: Eukaryota; Metazoa; Chordata; Mammalia; Eulipotyphla; Soricidae
Gene: CPA4
Product: carboxypeptidase A4
Exons: 11
Coding region: 1-1266 (421 amino acids)
Biological process (GO): proteolysis
Molecular function (GO): metallocarboxypeptidase activity; zinc ion binding
Source: RefSeq, a predicted model, not a curated record